UUUAUAAACUGAACAAGUAUUAUUAAACAUCUCCAAAUAAAAAAGUGAACAAGUAAAGAUGUACGGAGGGAGUAAUUGUUAGUCUUCACCUUCCUAUAAAUAGAAGCAAAAAUAGAAGCAUUAUCAUCCCAAAGCCUUUGUUUCCUCCAAUAGAUCACAUUUAGUUUCUUUCAAUAAUUAAGUCAUCAUGGCUUUUCGUUUGAGUCAUUUGAGCCUUGUUCUAAGCCUUGUGGCACUUGCACUUGCAGGUGUUGCUAUUUAUAGAAACACCUAUGAAGCCAUGAUGAAUAAUGGAGGACUCCUCCAAACUGUUUCUCCAGAUAUUGGUUUGUUGGAAUCAGCAGCCAGUAUAUUAACGUUAAAUAAUAAGAAUAAUAUUGGUGCAGAAAGAAAGUCAGCCAAAUUGAAUCAGCAAUUAACACAGGAGUCAUGCGUUUUCUCAGCUGUUAAUGGAGUUGUGGACAGUGCCAUUGAUGCUGAAACACGCAUGGGAGCUUCCCUCAUUCGUCUCCACUUCCAUGACUGCUUCGUCGAUGGUUGUGAUGGAGGUAUUCUUCUAGAUGAUAUUCCUGGAUCAUUCCAGGGGGAACAAACCUCACCACCCAACGAUAACUCAGCCAGAGGCUUCGAAGUCAUUGCACAAGCUAAACAAAGUGUUGUAGAUACAUGCCCCAACAUAUCUGUAUCUUGUGCUGACAUCUUAGCUAUUGCUGCUCGUGAUUCUGUCGCUAAAUUAGGAGGACAAACCUAUUCGGUUGCACUAGGGAGAAGCGAUGCAAGAACAGCCAACUUUACUGGUGCUUUACUUCAACUUCCAGGUCCAUCCGACAACCUAACAGAACAAAUACGAAAAUUCAGCGACAAAAAUUUCACUAUCCGCGAAAUGGUGGCGCUAGCCGGGGCACACACGGUGGGUUUCGCCAGGUGCGUCACCGUGUGCAACAGCAACAACGUUAACCCUGCUGCACAACUCCAAUGCAACUGCUCUGCUACACAGACAGACUCCAAUUUGCAACAAUUGGAUGCAACUCCUGCUGUUUUCGACAAAGUUUACUACGAUGCGUUAAACAGCAACCAGGGGAUAAUGUUCUCGGAUCAAGUGUUGACAGGGAACACAACAACUGCUGCUAUUGUAACCACUUAUAGCAAUGAUGUUAACGUUUUCUUGGGAGAUUUUGCUGCUGCAAUGAUCAAGAUGGGGAACUUGCCUCCUUCUGCGGGUGCUCAAUUGGAAAUUCGCGAUGUUUGCAGCAGAGUCAAUCCAAGUUCUGUGGCUUCUAUGUGAAAAUGGAACAAAAUUGAAAUUGGGAAAAAUAAACCGAAGUGUUAACUAUAAAUUAGUUGCUUGAUGUGUGUGUUUUUUCAUAAUAAAAGAAUCACUGGCUCCAGAAUACUGUUCUGGUAAAUUUGUUUUGUAAUUUGUGUUAGUAUUUGUUUUCAUCCUUUCAGUAUUAUGAUCAGUUGAUGCAAUGUAUAUGUUCCAAAAUAUAUGGAUAUUGUUGUCCUUGUGUGCUA
Messenger RNA from Capsicum annuum, 1515 nucleotides. Its product is annotated as suberization-associated anionic peroxidase 2. The record is from RefSeq and is a predicted model, not a curated record. Bases 188 to 1285 code for a protein of 365 amino acids. Gene Ontology annotation, biological process: response to oxidative stress; hydrogen peroxide catabolic process. Gene Ontology annotation, molecular function: heme binding; peroxidase activity. The transcript has 3 exons. NCBI's taxonomy places the organism in Eukaryota, Viridiplantae, Streptophyta, Magnoliopsida, Solanales, Solanaceae.